Messenger RNA from Microcebus murinus (gray mouse lemur), 6565 nucleotides. It is a transcript of the gene PPIG, whose product is annotated as peptidylprolyl isomerase G. Lineage: Eukaryota; Metazoa; Chordata; Mammalia; Primates; Cheirogaleidae. The record is from RefSeq and is a predicted model, not a curated record. Gene Ontology annotation, biological process: protein folding; protein peptidyl-prolyl isomerization. Gene Ontology annotation, molecular function: peptidyl-prolyl cis-trans isomerase activity; cyclosporin A binding. Gene Ontology annotation, cellular component: cytoplasm; mitochondrion.
GGCGGAGCCGGCGCGGCAGGCCGGACCAGGUUAACCGUCUUCCUCUCGAGGUAUCUGGGCUCCUUGGGCCUAGAGGGGGCACUUGAGAACCUCAAGACUGGCUUUUGCAGCUGGAGAAGGCUUCCAGCCGAGCCUCCCAGGCUUGGGAACGGCCCUUCCUAUGCCAGCCCCCGCCCUCCCCACUACGGCUCACACCUCCCUCCCUGACGCAUUUUGCCGCACAAGCUGUAAUAUGGCGGCAGCGAUGGCGGCCUGAACUCUAGGGAUCCGGGUUGAUUUUUAAUGCUUCAAAAUCGUAAGACUGAGCACUACUGCAGGAUUGCAGUCUUGGAGCCAUGGGAAUAAAGGUUCAGCGUCCUCGAUGUUUUUUUGACAUUGCCAUUAACAAUCAGCCUGCUGGAAGAGUGGUCUUUGAAUUAUUUUCAGAUGUGUGCCCUAAAACAUGCGAGAACUUUCGUUGUCUUUGUACAGGUGAAAAGGGGACAGGGAAAUCAACUCAGAAGCCAUUACAUUAUAAGAGUUGUCUAUUUCACAGAGUUGUCAAGGAUUUUAUGGUUCAAGGUGGUGACUUCAGUGAAGGAAAUGGACGAGGAGGGGAAUCUAUUUAUGGAGGGUUUUUUGAAGAUGAGAGUUUUGCUGUUAAACACAACAAAGAAUUUCUCUUGUCAAUGGCCAACAGAGGGAAAGAUACAAAUGGUUCACAGUUCUUCAUAACAACAAAACCAACUCCUCAUUUAGAUGGGCAUCAUGUUGUUUUUGGGCAAGUGAUCUCUGGUCAAGAAGUUGUAAGAGAGAUAGAAAACCAGAAAACAGAUGCAGCUAGCAAACCAUUUGCUGAGGUACGGAUACUCAGUUGUGGAGAGCUAAUUCCCAAAUCUAAAGUUAAGAAAGAAGAAAAGAAAAGGCAUAAAUCAUCAUCUUCCUCAUCAUCAUCCAGUGACUCAGAUAGCUCAAGCGAUUCUCAGUCCUCUUCUGAUUCUUCAGAUUCUGAAAGUGCUUCUGAAGAGAAAUCGAAAAAAAGAAAAAAGAAACAUAGGAAAAAUUCGCGAAAACACAAGAAAGAAAAGAAGAAGCGAAAGAAAAGCAAAAAAAGUGCAUCAAGCGAAAGUGAGGCUGAAAAUCUUGAAGCACAACCCCAGUCUACUGUCCGUCCAGAAGAGAUCCCUCCUAUACCUGAAAAUAGAUUCUUAAUGAGGAAAAGUCCUCCUAAAGCUGAUGAAAAGGAAAGGAAAAACAGAGAGCGAGAAAGAGAAAGAGAGUGUAAUCUACCUAACUCUCAGCCAGCUUCAUACCAGAGACGACUUUUAGUUACUAGAUCUGGCAGGAAAAUUAAAGGAAGAGGACCAAGGCGUUAUCGAACUCCUUCCAGGUCCAGAUCAAGGGAUCGUUUCAGACGUAGUGAGACUCCUCCACAUUGGAGGCAAGAGAUGCAGAGAGCUCAAAGAAUGAGGGUAUCAAGUGGUGAAAGAUGGAUCAAAGGGGAUAAGAGUGAGUUGAAUGAAAUUAAAGAAAAUCAAAGAAGUCCAGUUAGAGUAAAAGAGAGAAAAAUAACUGAUCACAGGCAUGUAUCUGAGAGUCCAAACCGAAAAAAUGAAAAGGAAAAGAAAGUUAAAGACCAUAAAUCUAACAGCAAAGAGAGAGACAUCAGAAGAAAUUCUGAAAAAGAUGAUAAAUAUAAUAAAAACAAAGUGAAGAAAAGGGCCAAAUCUAAAAGUAGGAGUAAGAGCAAAGAGAAAUCAAAGAGUAAGGAAAGAGAUUCAAAACAUAAUAGACAUGAAGAAAAGAGGAUGCGGUCAAGGAGUAAAGAUAGGGAUCAUGAGAAUGUUAAAGAAAAAGAAAAACAGUCUGAGUCUAAAGGAAAAGAUCAGGAAAGGAGUAGAAGUAAAGAGAAGUCUAAACAGUUAGAAUCAAAAAGUAAUGAGCAUGAUUACAAUAAAAGUAAGGAAAAGGAUAGGCGUGCACAAUCUAGGAGCAGAGAAUGUGAUAUAACUAAAGGUAAACACAGUUACAAUAGUAGAACAAGGGAACGAAGCAGAAGUAGGGACAGGAGCAGAAGAGUGCGAUCUAGAAGCCAUGACAGGGAUCGCAGCAGAAGCAAAGAGUACCACAGAUACAGAGAACAGGAGUACAGAAGGAGAGGACGGUCACGAAGCCGAGAGAGAAGAGCAACACCAGGAAGAUCAAGAAGUAAAGAUAGGAGGAGGAGGAGGAGAGAUUCACGGAGCUCAGAGAGAGAAGAAAGUCAAAGCAGAAACAAAGAAAAAUACAGAAACCAAGAAAGUAAGAGUUCACACAGAAAAGAAAAUUCUGAGGGUGAAAAAAGAAUGUACUCUAAAAAUCGUGAUCAUAGUAGCUCUAAUAAUAGCAGGGAAAAAAAGGCUGAUAGAGAUCAAAGUCCAUUCUCAAAAAUAAAACAAAGCAGUCAGGACAAUGAAUUAAAGUCCUCCACAUUGAAAAAUAAGGAGGAUGAGAAGACCAGAUCCUCAGUGGAAAAAGAAAACCAAAAAUCAAAGGGUCAAGAAAAUGACCAUGUACAUGAUAAGAAAUUUGAUCAUGAAUCAAGUCCUGGAACAGAUGAAGACAAAAGUGGAUGAGUGAGUUGGGUAAACUUAUUUCCAUUCUGUCUAAAAUUUUAAGUUUUAGAGACUCGCUAAUGAAUCUCCUUUAUGUUGUUUUCCUUUUCAUUGUUUUUGGGUUAUUUUAUGUUUUCCUUUUUUUUUUUUUUAAUGUGGAUUUCAUUGAGUUGCUCUUUUGAUAAUCUUCAAUCUGGAUAAUUUGUACUGCUAAAGUUUUAAUAAACUUGAAAUGAGAAAAACACUUUGGUGUAAUACUGUGUGCUGUGUUUAACUAUUAUAUAUGUAUUAUUGUGUUGCAACAAUCAGCCAGUAGCAUCCUGAUUUGUUUAAUCAGCCAUUUGGAAACAGGCAUAAGUGAUGGCUGCAAUACAUUGUUAAAAAGGCUGUGUUUCUCAUAAUUAAAGUAACUUUAGAAGCCACUAGAAGAAAUCUUGUGUAGAUUUUUUGACUACAUUUUAAUAGAGGUUUGCUGCAGUUUCUUUUAAUUAUGCAGAAUCAGGAUCCUAAUAACUAGAGAUCUUAUUAAGUCAUCACUUUUGAUUUUAUAGUAAUUUGUGCUUUAAAAUAUUUAGUUAUUUAUAUUGCACUUCAUACUUUAUAGUUCCAGCCAUAGCUUUUUUCAUAUUAAUGCUUUUCCUGUCUAGUUUUGUUUCACUUAACUGCUUAUGAAAGUCUUACAAGAGUAAUUUUUCUGUUGAUAUACUGAUUGAGCUUCAGUUGCUGUUAUACAGCAUUUGACCGGAACUAUACCUUGGAAAAUCAGAUUGUAAUUCUCAAUUCUAUGUUGCUUUUGGUUUGAGAGUUGAAAUUAUUGCUUUGGGGGGGAGGGCAUUGUUUUAUUAUCAUUAAUACCCUUUUUCUAAAAUAAAAAAAAAUUUCUCACUAAAACAUACCACUCGUACAGGACUUUAAGCUAGACAGAUUCUAAAAAUUGUUAGUAUUGACACCUUAACUUCUAAGAUUUCUCAGUUUUGGCCUCCGACCUAUAUAGAAUUGAGUGUUAACUCUGCAUGCUUUUUGUUUUUUGUUUUGUUUUGUUUUUUUUAAUUGAACUGACUUCUCUAGGUCUCUCAGCUGUGAGUUUCAAAUGGCCAGAAAAUGCAUCUUUUCUAUAUCAUGAUAUAGGCUGUGUAGCAUGUUUAUGACUCUGGUUUCUUUUCUGUUCAGGUGGCUUUAUACCAUUACUCUUAGUGUUAUUUUUAACUUGGCAUGUGUAACAUUGCCAUUUAGGGUAGAGUAGAAAGUUGCAAAACUUGAUAGCUUACAGAGUUAAACACUAAACAUAUCCAAAGUCCAUUUAGAGUUUCGUGUGUUGUAUUUUGCUAUUUUUGUGAUGUGUGGCCUUUUAUUCUGUAAUAACUCUUUUAAAGAAAACAUUGAACAUCCAGCAAACAUAAAACCUGCCUCAUUUGAAAAGAAAUUUCAAGAUUCCAAUUAAUAGUAGCCUCUAGAGAGUUUUGUACUUUAAUAUUUGUCAGUAUAGUGUCAAUUCUAUUACCACGGUAGCUUCUUGGUUAAUCCAGUAGCUACUCAGUGCUAUUUGUACUCAAUAAAGCAAUGCUUAACAUGAUACUUUCCAUUAUUGAGUAAUAUAGUUAAUGAUACAUUUGGCAUUGUGGUAGCUCUUACAGAAUGAAGUGUAAUGAUUAUAAGAUUGUUUGGGAAAUUGUAAUAAAUACAGUGGGUUCUUUCCAAAUUUUUUUUUCUAAUGAUAAAAUAGUGGAUGUUUAUUAUAAUCCAGGGUGACUGAUUCCUUAGAGACUGACCACAAACCCACAUUAAGGAUAAUUGAGUCUGAGUGUCCAAACUAUAUAAUCUGUUAUAUAGUUUAAACAAAUUAUUGUUUGUUUUAAAUUCAGUAAAUGGCAUUUUAAAAUCUUUGUUAUAAACUAUUUGAGCUUCAAGACAGGUGCUAUUUAAGAAAGGAUUUCUAAUAGUUAUAUAUAUUUUUUAAAAGUCCACGCUAUGUAAAACUACUUCAAUGUUGUCUGAUCCCACAGCUUUAUCUACUAAGAAUUACAGACAAGGACUUUCCAAAUCUUAAGAGUUUCAAAAAGUAACCAUAGGGGGAAAAAUUUAGUAAUUUCUAUAAGCAGUAUUCUCCUGUUUGGAUUUCCAAAAGAGUGACUCCUUGCUAAGCAUGAUUCAUAGUCCUUUUUUAAAAUGCUUUGUUAGCUCUUUUUAUAGAACAGAUGUGAAGGAGUUGAGAGGACAAUCAGAUUUUGUUUUUAGAAUAUAAAGAAUAUUUAGGAAAAGAUUAAAUAGCAUUAACUGUACCUCAAGAUAUAUACUUGCAUAUGAAUAGCACAUAGCUCAAAUGGUCAUUUCCUUCUUUUAUAUUUUAAUAGUUGUACCAUCUUUAGUUUUUACAUUACACAUUAUCUGUUUUCCUGAAAGCCAGGUGUUUGCUUAUCAAAUUGAUUUUAUAGUUAUGUCUAAGCUUAUAGUUUAUGUCGAAGUAUCUUUUACUUAAUAUCCUUUUAAAGAUAUUUAACUUGGUUUAUUUUUAUUGCUUGAUUGAUGAUAGCCAAGAAAAUUUUUCAGUAUGUAGAAUUUUCAUGAUAUUAUUUUGUGUGAGUUAUUUUUCUGGGUAAGCUGUCUGCCACAAAAAUUGACACUGCAGAGAGAUUAAUAUCAAUGAAAUGAGCAAUAGAGAAGCUGCUGGGUUGCUUUAAAACAUUCUUUGAUUAAGUUAUGGUUGGUGAGUUCAUGUAACAAAGUAGUUUGUUUUAAGUUACGUACUUGAAACCCUCAGAAGUUGCAAAGAAUUUAUGUGAUAAAUCUGUCUUUGCACAAGUGUGAUAUUUUGAUGCAUGUUGGCUUUUGCUGAAUGGCCUUUGAUUCUUGUGCCUAGUGGAAAGUAUGAAACUAAACAAAGUUUGUUUAAUGCUAUGAAUAGGCACAAAUUGGGUUUCUGGUAUUUUGGGUAGUGGUAUUGACUGGCAUUUCUAAUUUAUUUUCUAGUUAGUAAAUGGAGCAAGUUAGUAUGUCUUUCAGUAGUUUAUAGUACUUCAUUCCAGUUGGUAAUAGUUUUUCAUCACACUGAACUUUUUAUAGUAAAUUUCUAUAGAAAGUUGAGUUUGCCUUCACCAGAAGGUACUUUAAAUAUACAACAUAUAGCUGAUAGUUAUAAAGAAAUAAAAUGGGUGUUUUUCUGUCUCCUUUUGGUUAUGUUUUCUGUAAUUAUUUUGAUUAGAAUUCAUACAUUUACAAUUGAAUAAACUCUCUAAAGGAUUUUAGGUUGAUAACCUCUUUAUUGUGAAAAGAUGUGUUUAUUACAAAUACUUGUUUAAAAAAUUAAUAAAAUAAGCCCCAGGAAGUUCAGUAUUGACUGGCACACCUGCCCAUAGUGGGCUUCCCAACUAACUGCCUUUAAGGGAUUCAGGCAAAUGCAAACUCUGUGACCUGUUGUGUGACAAAGUAAAUAUUAAAGGGAAAAAAAUCACAUGAAUAGGAAAAUUACAUCAGCAAGGUUGGAGAAGGGAGUCUUUGAGGGUUUUCUUUGUUUUUUGUUUUUUGUUUUUUUUGGUACAGGGGGCAGUGGUGGGAUUGAUUUGUGUUUCUCCAUUUUUGUUUUGUUUUUUUCUCUAAGCAAAAUUCCGUAUGUUACCAAAAGCACAUGCUGUAUAUUUUCUUCCCCUUUUGUGUGUAUAUAGUGUUUUUGAAAGACUGAUAAAUGAAUUGGGUAUUUGUAUGUGGGGAUGUUCAAAGUUGUGGCUGCUCUCUUUGUGGAAGGAAGAAACAUAAAUGAAGUUAAUGCACUUCUUUUCUGAGCUCAAAGGUCACUGUGAUGUAUAUUUUUUUAAUGAAAUUUAGAAAUAAAGCUGUUGUCUUCUCGAUUGUAAAAUUGUAAAAUGCUGCUUCUCUUAUCAUUAGUCUAGUAAUUGUUGAGCUGUUUUCUGCAAACUGCAUUUUACAAAAUUUAAACUUCAAAACUGUAUUAACUUUUAUAGUUAAACAUUGUAUUAAAUAAACUAUACUAUAAUAAA